Didymodactylos carnosus is the source of this 381-nucleotide messenger RNA. NCBI's taxonomy places the organism in Eukaryota, Metazoa, Rotifera, Eurotatoria, Philodinida, Philodinidae. The record is from the annotation of a GenBank genome assembly.
AUGAAUGACGGGUCGAAAGGCGUCACAGCUGCACAUCAACAAGAAUUUCCCAAUGCUCGUCGACUCAUGUGUUAUGCUCACGUAAUCGGACGUUGUCGUGCCCAUCGUAAAGUUGUUCCACCAGACAAAUGGAAUGAUGUUGAACAGAACAUUUGGGACCUUCAGCUAUGUUCUGACGAUUAUGUAUUCAAUGUAGCAGCAACAUUAUUAUUACAAAAAUGGAAUAACAAUACUGAUUUUCAUCGAUUUGCUGCCUGUUUCAAAACCGAAUGGAUUGAUUCACUUUGUUUUUGGUACGAGGAUGCUGUUUUCAAUAAUCCUUCAAUGAACAACGGUUUGGAGUCGUUGAAUGGUGAAUUGUGUUACUUUCUUUUAAAAUAA